AAACGCUGAGCGCGCAGUACAGAGAUGCGUCAGUAGGCGGCGACACAAACGAGCGCUUUCUCCUGCGCGCUCCUCCCGUGCGCGUCGGGCUCCUGCUCCCUCCCUUUUCCUCCGCAGACACACGAACGGGAGUAACACCGGCAGUUUGAACUAUUAUCACGCUGUCACCGGAGGAGGAACGUCAGAUGAAGCCCUAACAAAGCCGUGCAACGGGGAUAAAUACGCGGCAAUCCGGUUACAAGAUAUCUAGGUAUUGUGAAUCUGUCCGUGCCUGUACCUGUUCGCUGGAGAACGUUCAUCUCUGCACAAACAAGUCCAAGUCUUGGAGAAAUCUUCAACACAAACACACACACUGACGAACAUCAGGGAUCCAGAUAAAUGGCUAACAAACAGAUCAGUUUGCCUGCCAAGUUAAUAAACGGAGGCGUCGCCGGACUGAUCGGUGUUACCUGCGUGUUUCCCAUCGAUCUGGCCAAGACUCGUCUUCAGAACCAGCAGAAUGGAUUUAAACUCUACACCAGCAUGUCAGACUGCCUUAUUAAGACCAUUCGGUCGGAGGGAUAUUUUGGAAUGUAUAGAGGUGCUGCUGUAAAUUUAACUCUCGUCACUCCUGAAAAAGCCAUCAAGCUUGCGGCAAAUGAUUUCUUCAGACAUCACCUCUCCAAGGACGGACAGAAACUCACUCUGUUACGAGAGAUGCUGGCCGGCUGCGGCGCGGGCACAUGUCAGGUCAUUGUUACGACACCAAUGGAGAUGCUAAAGAUUCAGCUGCAGGAUGCUGGAAGGAUUGCGGCCCAGAGGAAGCUCAUGCCUCAGGCAGAGACCCCCGGGGGUCCGGUCGAGGUGAAGUCUCGCACUGCUAUGCAACUCACUCGAGAAUUACUGAAGGAAAAAGGCAUCGCGGGUCUCUACAAAGGCCUCGGAGCCACACUGCUCAGGGACGUCCCAUUUUCCGUCAUUUAUUUUCCUUUGUUUGCUAAUCUUAAUGAUUUGGGAAAGAGAGAAGCUGAUGGCCCCGCCCCUUUCUAUGUGUCAUUCGUAUCUGGGUGCGUCGCGGGAAGCACGGCCGCCGUCGCAGUCAACCCUGUAGAUGUGAUAAAGACCAGAUUACAGUCGCUCACGCGAGGUAGUCAAGAGGACACUUACAGCGGGGUGAUGGACUGUAUCAGGAAGAUAUUACACAACGAAGGUCCCGGCGCUUUCCUGAAGGGGGCGUACUGCCGAGCUCUCGUCAUCGCCCCUCUGUUCGGCAUCGCACAGGUGGUGUACUUCCUAGGUGUGGGAGAGUACAUUCUGAGCUGUCUGCCCAAACGAAACAACUAACAGAUCAUCUCACCGCCUUCUCCUGACCCAUCACGUAUUGCGCCCCCCAGCCCCCUCCCUCCCUCGCGAGGUUCUCCGUGACCGAAGGAUCAAAACGUAACGUGGACCACUUCACCUGAUUUUAAGCGUUUGUUGUUGUGGCGUUUUGACGUGUGUUUUUAUCUGAAUGUGCUGGUUUAAUACUGAGAGUUAAGUGAGGCUGUGUUUGCCAAGCUGCCUGGUUCGUCUCCUCUGGUCUCGUGCCGAGACUAAACCACUUUGAUUCCUUGAUAUAUAUACAAUCAUUUUUAGGAUCAUUUAGUCGUGGAAAUUGGCAAGACAUCGUGAGAUGACUGGGGGUGUGUUCUCUCACGACGUUUAAUGCGUAAAGUUGAAAGUCAAGACACUUGGAACAUUAUGCCCUUGCAGGAACAUCAACUUGCUGUUUUGAAUUUCUAAAACUGGAGGGCAUGUAAUGUUCUCUGUGAAUUUUAUUAUUUUGCCCCUGUGUUUGCUUGUUAUGUUUGUUGGCCAGGUCUUUGGGCUAGGAACAACCUUGAGCUAAUGUAUGAAAGUGGUGUGUUCCCCCAAAUUGACACAUAUUCUGUGAUGGAGACUAAAGGGCAUCAUUCUGUAUAGCAGUUGAUGCUGAAUCUAAAAGUUAACUUAAUGAAUGUUAUUAAAACAUCGCCGAAUCAAAGUGUAAAACCUUACAAACAGAAGCGCUCUUAGAAAUGACCUUACACUUUUUGAAAGAUAAUCCUUAGAUUAAGUGUUUUGUUUGGCUUGGACACACAUGUCCAGACAGGCAGAAUUUGUAUCAUUGAACUCAGUUCAUUUAUUGUUUGUAGUCAACAGCACAAAACAAAAACAAAUGAAAUACGAUUUAUGAAGUUUACUACAGUAAAGUCUAUUUACAUUCUAAUUUACAAUCUAAUUUUUAGAAAUGCGUCGGACUAUUCUGCAAAUAUGAAUAAUGGGCAAAUAUGUUAUUAAUAUCCAUAGGUAAAACGAUAUAUUUUAAACUGCCUCUUUAUUUCAAAUCAUUCCUGCGUCGCUCAAACAAACCCAACUGAACCUGGAAUAUAUUUCCCAUUACUACAAUCUAACAUUGUUCUAAUAUAAAAACGCUUUCAAUGCCUAUAAUGCCAUUGGGGGUAAAACCUCCAAUGGCAUUAUAGGCUCUCUAGUUUUAUCAUUAAAAAUAUGAAGCACAUUGGAUAAAAUAUAUGAUUGAAAAAAAGUUAUUGAGCACAUAAAAUCAGGGAUGAAGAGUCAUUUGAGAUAAACACAUAAAUUAACCUGCAAUUUAAUGUUUCAAACAGAGGUGGCGAUAGAGAGGCAAACAUGACAAAUAUCAGCUUAAACAGGAUUUGUAAAAGCCAAAGUGAAGUGUUUAAUGAUUGUAAGACCUCCCCUUUGGCUGCGUUUCUAAGCUCCCAUGAUGCAUUGCAGACCAGCGGUGCAUCACCGGAACCCCGGAGGGAGAUUUGUAAUUGUCAUUCCAAGCUGAAAAGCACACGCUUAUGAAGUGAUGGUCCAGACUUUAAACUGAAGUCAUAUUUAUUGAUAAUCUUGAUUAUAUAGACGUCUAAACACACAUGUAGUAUAUCUCACUAUAUAUUUGUACGGACAGUUUUAUUCGGUGUUUGAUCGUGUGUGAUUAUUGUCGAUUACUGUAAUGUACAUAUGCAGAUGAUAGUAUUACGAUUGUUUUCUUUAUGUUUUCGUUUUGUACGUGAAGGCUUAUUUGCACACCCCACGUCGUUUGCCUGUCCAUUCCUUUUACGGUUAUCGGCAUCUGGAAUCACCAGUUAUUGCGGUUUACAUUUUUACGUUUGAACCACUGUUGGUUUUGGAAAGCGUGCGUCCCUUCUCUUUCUCAAAUGCACUACCAGACGAAUCGAACAAAGCGCUUGUAAUGCACAUUUACGCCGUACGUCUUUAUUUGAUGCGUUUGGAUCGAUCCUCAAACAGGCCUUUUGUCAGAACUCAAAAACAACAGUCUUUGUUUCCUCUUACAAUAUGUGCUGUCACAACACCCGACAGCGGUUACAGUGAGAUAAGGUUGCCAACGUGUGUAGUAAAGAGUUCUGUUGGCUCAGGCUCACAAAUGCGUUGUGAGAGUCUGUUUUAUACUGCCAAACGCUGUCUGACCAAAUCCCAACUUCUAAUACCUCACCCGUUUAGUUUAUCCCAUUCUUAUUUCUAACAUUUUCUUUCCUGCCAUUGUUUUAGUACCUCUGUGUAAAUGCCUGUUCACACCAAGUACACUCAUAGCAUCCACACUAGUUAUGUUUACUCUAAGCUCACACGGUGCAGUUUCACAUUUUGCACGAGUCAUAUACUGUUUAUCUGAAUGGAUUUCGAUCGGCUGUCGUUCAUCCGCCGGACAAAAAUUGCUCCGACAGUGAUCCAACAAUAUUAUUCCUCUGUAUGGCUAUUGCUGUAGUCGUGGUGUGGACUUCAAACUUCUUUAUAGUUAUAGUUAUCAUCCUUGGUGUGAACAGUUCUUACAUCAGUAUGUGAUAUUGGCCACAUAUAGAGUGUAAAGUUUAAAGGGAUGAUGUUUGUUUGCAUGGCUGAAUCAAUCCUUAUGUCUUGUGUCACUGCAUUUACCAGUUUCCAUACACACUACAAACGCUACUUUUGUCUUGUUUUCCAGUACGAACACCUAAACAUUCUUAAACAUAACACAUUGAUUUGAGAAGUAAAUUGGCUCUAAAGUCUCGAGAGGUUAGUUGAGCUUGUUUUAUACAUUAAACUCUUUGUUUAAUAGUGUUUAGAUAUUUGCACUGGACUGGAAGCAAACCAAGUAGAAUAACAAUUUCUUACCAUUUGGAUUUAAAGCAGUGAAUUUGCCUGUUGCAUGCAGUUGUCACUUCCAAAUAAACCGAUUUGAAACCAGGUUAAGCGGUCAGAAGUGGAGUGACACCUGUAUUCCUCCGCAGUGUGUAUGUGGCCGCCGGGCGCGUUCUCAUGAGUCAGUGUAGCACAGUGCCGAUCUGAGCUAUCUAAUAGGAGAAAGCCAUUUAAAUGUGCUUUUAGUGCAUUCUAACGCUCAAUGUUGUUGAAUCGGCUCGUAUCGUACUACAAUUGAAUGUAGAUUGUUCCUAAUGAAUAUGAGAAUAACUAUAAUGAUCAUUAGCUGGAGCUUCAGAAGAUCACAUGGUGCUGUUUUACAAGAAAACAUCUCUAGUAUUGGUGAAGAUUCACCAUUUCCAAACAGAUGCUCUUAUUUAUUUUAUAAAGGUCAGACGUUGGACUUUACAGGGUCGUAACACAUGCAGAUGUUUAAUGUGAGUGGUUACCUCAUCAAUGUUUAUAUGACAUUUAAACGAAAUGCGAUGUCAGAUUGAAGCUUUAUGCCACAUUUGAAGUAUCCAGUGAAAUCCGAACUUUGUAGGUCCGACCCUGAUGACCUUUUUUUGCCUUGUCUUUUUUUUAUCAGUUGUUCUUGUUGUUAUUCUGAUUAAAUGUCCUGAACAUUCCAAAUGCUAAAAUGUCUGAAUAUUUUCAUUACUGUGAUGAUUAUUGUCUGUGAUUUUUGUGAUGAUUUCGUUUUUUUAUUGUAAUUUCCGUCAUGUUUUAUCGGCUGUGAACUGAUGUGUUUCGUGACGGGUCAUGUACUGUAUGUGUUUGCACGGGGGUUCAGUCAAGUGCACGGGUGUGUGUGUUAUGGUGUUGUGCGCUUUGUUUUUUGUCGUUUAUGUAACGAACGAGUGUCCAACAUUCCCUCCCUUUCUUUUCCACCAUCUGUCCUUUCUUUUUAUACUUGAAGGAAUUAGACAGCAGGUGGCAAAAAAACACCAAAUAUAGAAUCGAUUUUACAAUAAAACGACACAAGCACAAAAUAAAUCUGGCACAGCUGCAAUAUUCACUAACAACCCUUUGAUAUCGUACAAUAUUCUGUAUGCUAAAGAAGCGAAAUUGUAAGCGACGUAUCACCGGUUUGUUUUGACAAACCACAGAAUGUAUAUUUAAAUCAUAUAACCAAUGUUGAUAAUAGGAAUCAAACUUAUUAAGUAGUAAAUUAGAUGUUAGAUAUUUGUGAUUUCACUCUCUACAUAAUAAAGAGCAUAUCUACACUAUAUAUAAAGACCAGCGCAUAUUUAUGCAAUAAUUAAGAAAUAGUCCAUAGAAAGAUAAAUGGGUGGAGCUAAACACUUUUAAAACAUGUAUAUGUCAUAUUAUAUCCCAGUGAAAAAGGCAUUUUUGUUUUCUUUUGCAUUGUGACUCUUAACAAUCAAGAUUAACAGGGCAAAUUUGCUUUUAAGUUAUUGGCAAUAAAAUACUCAAUGGACCUUAAAAUAGACAUAUUAUGCAAAUUAUAAUCUGUCUUUUCUUACUGGGGUGAAAUAUGACGUGAUGCUUCAUGUGCUGCUGUUUACUGACCCGUAGAAUUAUAAACAGAUCCUCCUCUGAGAGGAAAAGUGCAAUAACGCACUACAACUAGACAAUACACAAGUACGCAAAGUGCACAACACAGCCCUCCUGGAAGACGACGUGAAUCUGUAUGUCAAGACAGAGCGUAUGUGUGUGUGUGUUGUCAUGAAAACAUCAUGUGUGAAACUGAAAUACAGCAAUCGUAUUGAUGGUUGUUGUAAAAACUGAUGACACACUGAUCAUGUUGCAUUCCUUGUCACGGAUUGUUGUUCAAUAAAACGACUUUGUUCAUGAA
This is a messenger RNA of Triplophysa dalaica, 5983 nucleotides long. It is a transcript of the gene slc25a22a, whose product is annotated as solute carrier family 25 member 22a. The coding region runs from base 379 to 1323 and encodes 314 amino acids. The transcript has 12 exons. The record is from RefSeq and is a predicted model, not a curated record. Gene Ontology annotation, molecular function: L-aspartate transmembrane transporter activity; L-glutamate transmembrane transporter activity. Gene Ontology annotation, biological process: malate-aspartate shuttle; aspartate transmembrane transport; L-glutamate transmembrane transport. NCBI's taxonomy places the organism in Eukaryota, Metazoa, Chordata, Actinopteri, Cypriniformes, Nemacheilidae.